Asparagus officinalis (garden asparagus) is the source of this 1835-nucleotide messenger RNA. RefSeq lists its product as uncharacterized. Lineage: Eukaryota; Viridiplantae; Streptophyta; Magnoliopsida; Asparagales; Asparagaceae. The transcript is spliced from 9 exons. The coding region runs from base 380 to 1693 and encodes 437 amino acids. The record is from RefSeq and is a predicted model, not a curated record.
AAAAAUAGCUAUUUAUAUACAAAGAACCAAGCAAUCCAUUCACUCUUUGCUUGUUCAUCAUCAUCUUCCUCAGAUGGGCACAAAGAGUCGAUUCAAGCAAACACCCAAAAGAGCAAAAAGGCCAAAAAUAAUCUGAACAAAGCCCAACAUAAAAUAGCAACUCGACAAAAGCUCUCUAAUGGUGGUUCUGCGAUUUGGGUUCUCCUCCUCGUCACCAGUAUUAGUCAUUUCUCAUCAAAGGGGCAUGGAGGAAGGAGUUUUUACUGCACCUUCAUUGUCGUCUUCUUCCUUCAAUCUGUCUGCAAGCUUAGAGCCAGGUGCCAUUGCCACGCCCACCAACCGUUCGACACCUGUCCCCUUCGAAUUUUUCCAUUAGAAAAUGCUCGCUUCUCCUCUGCAUUUCAUCAUUCCUACUGUAGAUUUCACUAUGUCAGCCUUCUCUUCUUUGAUCAGCGGCUCCCCAUUGCUCAGGUUUAGUUAUUGUGGGAAGCGGAGGAGUUUGAAUAAGAGGAACAGGAUACAAGCUGGGGAGCCCAUUUUGGCUGUGGCUUCUGCUCAGAGCAAUCGGACAUCGAAUUGCCAUCCUAAUUUCAAUCUUGAGAUGAUGAAGGUUGCGAGGGAGAAGUUCACACAGGAGAUCUCAUUCAGGUCCAAGGAUAAGGAUAUUUCUCUUGUCAAGGCUUUGUUGCUUGUUGCUGCUGAAGAUGAAGCUUUCAUGGCUUACAAUCGAGACAUGGAUGCACACUCUAUUCUAAGUGAACGGAAUGAUGCUUCACUGCCAUCAGAAUCUCAACUGAAAUGCCAUGACGUAGAUGAAAUUUCUUUAGCUGGCAGGACGAUAUCUGGUUGGUUAAAAGAGUUGGAGAUUAUAGCAAAGGAAGUGGAAGCAGAGCUAGUCCCAAGAGAUAUUGGCUGCCACUUGGUGGAAGUCUUGGAAGCUGUAAAUGUUGUUCUCUUUGAAUUGAGAGGCUUUAAAAGAUUUCCUGUGCUUGUAGAUUCAAAGGUCUCAUACUUGCACAUGGUACUUAGCUCUGGGCGUGGAAGCGCUAUUAUGCUGAGUAUCAUUUAUAUUGAGAUAUGCCGGAGACUUGGUGUCAGCAUAGUGGGUUCUCGAAUUGGGGAAGAUUUUCUAAUUUGGCCUCAGACAGAGAACUUGGAGGAACUAUUUAAGGCUUCUUCUGGACACAGCUGGUUGGUUAAAGUUAAUGGUCAAUGUGUUGAAGAUCCUAAAUCAAAAGCAUCUGAAUUGAACAGCAAUUCAAUUUUAAGCCUCGAUAUUGCUACUAACAGAGAUAUUAUAGGGAUUGCACUGGCUAAUUUGAUUAGGCUUCACUGGAAACGUGCAUCAAAAUCAAACCGUGGAUUGAUGUUAACAUCUCCAUUGCGACCAAUACAUUCUGAGGGUUCAAAAGUUCCAUUGCUUCGGCCGCAAGAACUGAGGCUGGCUAUUAUGGCAUCAGAGAGGCUGUUGAUUCUCCAGCCUCACAAUUGGAGUCUGAGACGAGACCAUGGCAUGCUGUUGUACUAUAGCAGGAGGUUUGCUGAAGCAGUUCAGGAACUUAGCAUAUGCAUGGCAUUUGCUCCGGCAGAGGAGGCAGAAAUACUGGAACCAUUUGUUGAGAAGCUCCAUCUUUUGCGGGUUGAAUCCUCGUGGAAAUCUUUGGAUCAAGCUGGCUCGCUCGCUGUUCCUUGAGGUUUUAUCUGUACAUAAUAAAUUACUAAAUUCCAUCUUGAUGCUACUUUAUAAACGUCGUGGAUCUAAUGUUAUGUAGCCUUGGACUCUAAAUGGUAGAAUGUAAGUUAUAUAAAUCUUGAUGUUGUCUUUUCUAUCAAAA